This is a messenger RNA of Styela clava, 1053 nucleotides long. NCBI's taxonomy places the organism in Eukaryota, Metazoa, Chordata, Ascidiacea, Stolidobranchia, Styelidae. The record is from RefSeq and is a predicted model, not a curated record.
GACUUUACUUCGAUUUGGGCGUUGAAACGCUACUUACAGAAGUAAAUUAGAUUGAAAAGUUAUUGAGAAAAUGAAUCUCUACAUUAUAGAAACGCUUUGCCUUUUCAUCAUCAAUACUUCGUUGGCUGCAGGAGAACUCAAAACCUGGUAUCGAGCAAGCAACGGUUUCUACUACAAACUAUUCAACGAUCAAGUCAAUUACGCAACAGCAAAAUCAAACUGCCAGAAACUAGGAGCGGAUCUGGCAUCUGCUGGAGUUAGAGACUCUACCGUCCGCAGAGAAAUACUGCCAUUAGUCAAAGCUGGCAACGAUGACACUUGGAUUGGUUUGAGCAAACUUGAAGGUAAAUUCAUCUGGGCUGAUGGCGUAGAUUCAACUGAAGAUAACACAGAUUGGGAUGCAGAUCAGCCAGAUAAUUUGGGAGGUGGCGAAGAUUGUGUACAAUUUUGGCCUGUGGAUAAAUGGCAGUUAAACAAUAUAUCAUGCAACAUAGACAUGAAAUAUAUAUGCGAGGCACGUGCUUGAAAAUACUUGAUUCUAUUGUUAUCUCAUUUCGUGAUUGGUUAUACAAAACUGCGGAUAAAGACGGUGUGCCCCCCCCCCCCCCCCGGCCCAAAAAAAAAACAUAACCAGGGCUAUUUGAAAUAUAUCUUAGAUAGAACUGCUAUGCGAAGUGCCCUAGACUGCUGAAACUAGCGGAACACGUUGAAAAUACGUUAAUGGAAAAUAAAUAUCCAAAAUAAAGAAAUGUAAUUGUCAAAAAUAAGGCGGGCAAGAUCAAAUCUAACAAAUAUUUUUAUUUCUAAUUAGCUUCAUGUCCUCUCAAAAAAUUGUCUACGCCCCCCUUGUUGGGUACGCCCCGCCAUUUGAGAACCACUGCUCUAUUAGCUCGUUCGUUACUAACAUAUGUUUUCAUUUCAAUAUUCACUUUCAUUCACGUAGUGAGGUAAUCGAUUGGUACUCCCGAAGUAUGUGAACCAAGAUGGCGGACACUGGAACGUAGUAUGUGUACCAGAUUAGGUCACAAUUUCAGGUAAAAAUACUACGGGAGU